Parascedosporium putredinis is the source of this 1575-nucleotide messenger RNA. The record is from the annotation of a GenBank genome assembly. Lineage: Eukaryota; Fungi; Ascomycota; Sordariomycetes; Microascales; Microascaceae.
AUGGAGGUCCCAUGGAAAGGUGACGAGGAUGCCCUAGUAUAUCCUGAUCUGCUCGCAAGGCGCAAGGAUGUGACUGCGAAACUGGAGGAGGAGCCAUACGACAUUCUUCUCUACCUUGAGCGCGCCAGCGUCCAUCGCAACCUCGAUUACCCCGAUUUGGCCGCAGGGGACGCUUAUCGGGCCCUGCUCCUCUCCGACGACAUCAAGGACGAUGCCGCCGAGUAUCACGAAGCAGCUACCGAAUCCUUUAGGAACCAUGUGGCCAAGUUCUUUCCUAGUGCCUCGGAUGCCGGGGCCGACGAAGAGGCAACGCUAUGCAAGAUGGCCGACGCUUGCUCUCUGAGAGCGUACAACCUUCUCUCCGCGAGCCUCUAUGAGGCGGGGUGCCUGAAGAGCGCCUACGAGUUUUGCGAGCGCGCGCUUGAGCUAGACCCUCAGCAGGAAACCAAGAAGCUCCAGGAGCGCAUCCUCGCUGCCGGUCGGCGGAGGUUAAAGCGAGAAGACGUCGCGGGGAGGAUCUGCCGGAUUGGGGCCUCGCGCGGAGAGAAGUGUAUCCUUGGAACGACCACGAAGCCGACCGGUUUGUUCGCCGACGAGGACAUUACGGCUGGAGAGGCGGUUCUAAAGGAGUACAGCCUCUUGACGGCGAACAACCGGUUCAAGGACCUACUGUGCGACGCUUGCGGCGAGGAGCUGCCCCGGCUGGGCGAUAGCAGCGGCGAGUCGGUCAGCUGCCCCGAAUGCUACGAUACCGUCUUUUGCAGCCCGUUUUGCUUUGAGCAAGCCCAGGAAAAGUACCACCCGGCCGUAUGCGAGAAGGAGGUCGACUCCAUCGGCAAGGACCCUAAACAUAGGGAGGCGGAUCAGAGGCUACACAUGCUGCUGCUCGCGCGCGUCCUCGCCAUGUCGGCCUGCCAGGAGGUCCACCCGCUCGACAUCCUCGAGGUCAAGUACAUCUGGGGCGACUUUGUGCCCACGGCGGAGAGCGUGCGGCAGACGAAGGGCGAGGGCGAUGACGAUGACGAUGACGCGCACCUCCCACCCUCCACCUGGACUCUGCCGUUCAGCUUCGAGUACAACAUCAAGAUGCCCCUGCACAUACUGGAAAAGAUGGACUACGACGUCUACAGCCACCUCGCCGACUUUGACGUGUGGGUGUUCAACACCCUCUACGCCAAGUUCCGCGGAACCGCAUCGGCGCGCAAGAACCCGCGUGACGGCCGGCCCGAGGUCGCCGCCGUCCAUCCCUUUUGGUGCCUCGCCAACCACGACUGCGAUCCCAACGUGACCCCCUGCCUCCUCGAGCAGUCCGAGCAGAUGAACGUGGCGUCGGGCGCCGCGUGCGCGCUGACCCAGGCGUGGAGGUCGGCACAAGCCACGGAGAAAGGGUCGGAGCAAGGAGGAGCUUGGCUACCGCCGCCGUCGGCCGCGGGGCACGUCACGCAGGCGCAGGUGCCGUCCGGCGGGGCGGAGGAACGGUCGGGUCCGCAGGUGGUGAUGGGACCGGCGAGGACGGGGACGACGAGACUCUUUGUCGAGGUCCUUGUUCUCGUCUGGACUCCAAGUGUCGUAUAA